Molecule: messenger RNA, 1182 nt
Organism: Oryza brachyantha (malo sina)
Lineage: Eukaryota; Viridiplantae; Streptophyta; Magnoliopsida; Poales; Poaceae
Product: putative 12-oxophytodienoate reductase 5
Exons: 5
Biological process (GO): oxylipin biosynthetic process; jasmonic acid biosynthetic process
Molecular function (GO): FMN binding; oxidoreductase activity
Source: RefSeq, a predicted model, not a curated record
AUGGUGAACCACGCCGCGAUUAGGCCGGCUAAUGGGUUGGAUGGAAAUGGUGGCGCGAUCCCGCUGCUGACGCCGUACAGGCAGCAGGCCGGCGACGAGCAGCUCCUCCUCGAGCUGUCCCACCGGGUGGUGCUCUCGCCGAUGACGCGGUGCCGCUCCUACGGCAACGUGCCGCAGCCGCAGCACGCGGCGCUGUACUACUCGCAGCGCGCCACCAGCGGCGGCCUCCUCAUCACAGAGGCCACGGGCGUGUCCGCCACCGCGCAGGGCUACCCGUAGACCCCCGGCGUCUGGACGCGGGAGCAGGUCGAGGCGUGGAGGCCCAUCGUCGACGCCGUCCACCGCAAGGGCGCGCUCUUCAUCUGCCAGCUCUGGCACGUCGGCAGGGUCUCCACCAACGACUACCAGCCAAAUGGGCAGGCCCCGAUCUCGUGCUCCGAUAAGCAGAUCACGCCGGACGGAUCAGGCAUCGUGUACUCCAAGCCCAGGCGGCUGCGCGCCGACGAGAUCCCCCGGAUCGUCGACGACUUCAGGCUCGCCGCGCGCAACGCCAUCGAGGCCGGGUUCGACGGUGUGGAGAUCCACGGCGCCAACAGCUACUUCCUGGAGCAGUUCAUGAAGGACAGCUCCAACGACCGCGCCGACGAGUACGGCGGCAGCCUCGAGAACCGGUGCCGCUUCGCCGUCGAGGUGAUCGAUGCCGUCGUCGGCGAGGUCGGCACGGGCCGCGUCGGCGUCUGGCUGUCGCCGUUCCUGGACUUCAUGGACUACGUCGACUCCGACCUGGAGGCGCUCGGCGUGCACAUGGUGGCGCAGCUCAACAGGCACGGCGGCUCCCUCUACUGCCACAUGGUAGAGCCCCACAUGAGCAUCGUCGACGGCCGCCGGCGAAUCCAGCACGGCCUGCUGCCCUUCAGGAAGGCGUUCAGGGGCACCUUCAUCGUCGCCGGCGGGUAUGACCGGGAGGAAGGGAACAGGGCGGUGGAGAGUGGCUACGCCGACCUCAUCUCCUUCGGGAGGCUCUUCUUGGCGAACCCUGACUUGCCGAGGAGGUUCGAGCUCGACGCGCCAUUGAACAAGUAUGAUUGCAACACCUUCUACACGCAGGACCCCGUUGUCAGGUACAUGGACUACCCUUUUCUUGAGUAGAACAAGGCCGACUCUGUCGUCGUUGAUGCUUAG